GUGAGCUUUGUGUACGAGUUAAACAUGUCGACCAGCAGAGAUUUUGACUGCAUAGUGAUCGGGGCAGGCGUCCAGGGCUCCUUUACAGCCUAUCAGCUGGCAAAAAAGAACAAGAAGACUCUGCUGUUGGAGCAGUUUGUACUGCCCCACAGCCGAGGGAGUUCCCAUGGCCAGACCCGCAUUAUCCGCAAAGCCUACGAGCAGAACUUCUACACCCACAUGAUGGAGGAGUGCUAUGAACUGUGGGCUCAGCUGGAGAGAGAGGCAGGAGUGAAAUUGUACAGACAAACAGGGCUCCUGGUUAUGGGACCAGAGAAAAGUGCAAAUUACCAAAAUAUUAAGGACACCCUUCAAAGAAACAAGGUCCCCAUGGUUGUCCUGACCCAUGACAACUUUAGUCAGCACAUUCCCAAUGUCAACUUGGCUAAGGGAGACGAAGCACUGGUGGAUACAACUGCUGGAGUUCUAUUUGCCGACCGGGCACUCAAAACCGUCCAGGAGCAAUUUCUGAAAUUAGGUGGCGUUAUAAGAGACAAUGAGAAGGUAACAGACAUCAAGCCUGGCCCUGUUGUAAGAGUCUCAACCUCUGUGGGUGUUUAUCAUGCUAAGAGUUUGGUGAUCACCGCUGGACCCUGGGCUAAUAAACUGCUGGCCAACACUGGUUUACAGUUGCCACUAGAGGUAGUGAAGAUCAACGUGUGCUACUGGAAGGAGAAGGUGCCUGGGUCCUAUGGCAUGAAGCAGCGCUUUCCCUGCUUCGUACAAACUGAAUGCUUGGAGUCCAAAGUGCAUAUCUACGGACUUCCAUCCAAUGAGUACCCAGGGCUGAUGAAGGUAUGCUACCAUAUGGGCAGCAAGACAGACCCAGACCAGAGAGAUUUGCAGAAAGACAAGUCUGAUAUUGAGAUUCUCCAGCAUUACAUCGCCCGCUGCUUUCCUGGCCUCGUCCCUGAACCUGCUAUAGUGGAGAGCUGCUUGUAUACGCUUACGCCUGACCAUCAUUUUGUGCUGGACUACCACCCUGCGUACAGCAACAUCAUGAUUGGAGCAGGAUUUUCAGGUCAUGGCUUCAAGUUUGGACCAAUCAUUGGCAAGCUUCUGUGUGAACUCAGCCUGGGAGAAGUGCCCUCCUAUGACCUUUCACCUUUCCACAUAAGACGCUUCCAGUCAAAGACUAGAUCAGCUUUAUAGAUCUGCGACACAACGAGUCUUUUAUAAUAAUAAUAACAGCUGAAUUUUAGUAAUUUCAUUUAAUUACUACGUUUAAAUUCUAUGAUUGUAUUCUUUGUAUGUUUUGUUUUUUGACACUAGGUGUAAUCACAUGUGUAGCAUUCAAGCAUGAUGAAUAUGUGUGCUGUUAUCCAUGUAACUAGGCUAUAGUCUAAUUUUUCUCAUAAUCUGAUUUCAAAAUAAUAUUUUGUCAUUUCCAUAAUUACUAUACAAACAUUAUAGAUGGGCUCUAUCAAUCCUCUCAUCUAUCUCUCAUCUCUCAACCAGUGUUGGUCAAGUUACUUGAAAAAAGUAAUCAGUUACUAAUUACUGAUUACUUCCCCCAAAAAGUAAUCCCGUUACUUUACUGAUUACUUAUUUUCAAAAGUAAUUAAUUACUUAGU
Molecule: messenger RNA, 1613 nt
Organism: Oreochromis aureus
Lineage: Eukaryota; Metazoa; Chordata; Actinopteri; Cichliformes; Cichlidae
Gene: pipox
Product: pipecolic acid oxidase
Exons: 8
Coding region: 25-1191 (388 amino acids)
Cellular component (GO): peroxisome
Molecular function (GO): flavin adenine dinucleotide binding; L-pipecolate oxidase activity; sarcosine oxidase activity
Source: RefSeq, a predicted model, not a curated record